Molecule: messenger RNA, 564 nt
Organism: Closterium sp. Naga37s-1
Lineage: Eukaryota; Viridiplantae; Streptophyta; Zygnematophyceae; Desmidiales; Closteriaceae
Source: the annotation of a GenBank genome assembly
AUGCUCCCUUCCCCAAUGUGGUCCCGCCUCUCCCAGGGCGGCGCCACGAGGGGCAGCGUGUCCCUGGCAGCCGUGAUGCAGGGAGCACGUGCUGUCACUGGCAGCCGUGAUGCAGGGAGCACGUGUUGUCCUCCUCCCUUCCCCCUCACUCGCGCAGCAGUGCUGGUGCUUGCAGCAUGCACUGUCCCCCCUUCACCCACUCGUCCCGCCUCUCUCCCCCUUCCCCUCACCAUUCCCCCAGGGCGGCGCCACGAGGGGCAGAGUGUCAAGGGAGGAUCUGGCAGCCGUGGUGGCGGCAGCGCUGGCAGUGCCACCGCCUUCCCAGCACAGACGCAUCAUUGGGGUGGGCGGGUGUGUGUUGAUGUUCAGGGGAGGGUGUUCAGUCUCACCCCUCUUCCCAUUGUGAUCCCUCAUUGUGAUCUCUCUCCCGCACUCAUCAUCUCUCCCUCCGCCCGUCUCUCUCCCUCCCUCCACCCUUGUUUUCUCCUCUGCUCGUCUCGCUCUGAUGGAUACACCUUCUCUCAGCAAAUAGCUCAGCUCCCCACAGAGCCAAUUGAAGCCUGA